Molecule: messenger RNA, 6942 nt
Organism: Anopheles cruzii
Lineage: Eukaryota; Metazoa; Arthropoda; Insecta; Diptera; Culicidae
Gene: Dora
Product: zinc finger SWIM domain-containing protein 8 homolog
Exons: 8
Coding region: 1-6915 (2304 amino acids)
Cellular component (GO): Cul2-RING ubiquitin ligase complex
Molecular function (GO): zinc ion binding
Source: RefSeq, a predicted model, not a curated record
AUGGUAGCUGCUGGCCCUUCCUCUGCCGGCAGCAGCGGCAGCCAACAGCAGCAGGAGCCGAUGAGUGUAAGCAAUAACAAUCACCACCACCGCAACAGCAACAGCAGCAGCAAUAGUAACAAUAAUCCGCACAUCAACAACGACGAACCGGAUGGUCGAAUAGGAGAAUGGAAUCCGGUCGUCGUGGCGGCGGGUGGCGCAGGAUCGGCUAACAAUAAUGCGGCGAACAACAACGGUAACAACAACGCGGAGGAGUUCGACCGGUUUAGCUUCGAGGACUCGGAUCGCUUCGAGGAAGACUCGCUGUGCAGCUGGAGUUCCGAGCCGGAAAGUGUGUGCAACAACUGGCGCGGGUGGAAGAAGCCGACCGGCACGUCGAACACGUUCGGGUUCAACACCAUGCGCCGCUCGAGCGAUGGGGAGCUGUCCUCACUGACGGAGCUGGCCGCCCGGUGCGUCGCCACGUACAUUCCGUUCGAGCUGGUCGAGGAACUGUACCCGCCGGUUCCGGAGCAGAUGCAGCUGCGGAUCGCUUUCUGGAGCUUCCCGGACAACGAGGAAGACAUUCGGUUGUACUCGUGCCUCGCGAACAGCUCGGCGGAUGAGUUUCACCGCGGCGAGCAGCUGUUCAAGAACCGAGCCGUCAAGGAGCCGCUACAGAUCGGCUUCCACCUGUCGGCGACGGUCGUGCAGACGCAGCCGCGUAACCAGCACAACGUGGCGGUUACGUUCGAUCGGCGACGAAUAUCGUCCUGCAGUUGCACCUGUCUCCCGACCGCCUACUGGUGUUCGCACGUCGUUGCCGUGUGUCUCUAUCGGAUCCAUUGCCCCACCAAAGUAAGCCUACGUGCGCCGGUAUCGGAGUCACUGUUGCGGCUGCAGCGCGAUCAGCUGCAAAAGUUUGCCCAGUAUUUGAUCAGCGAGCUCUCGCAGCAGAUCCUCCCCAUCGCCCAGCGCAUCCUGGACGAGCUGCUGAGCACGCAGCCGACCACGAUCAACACGGUGUGCGGUGCACCCGAUCCGACCGCCGGUGCGUCGGUGAACGACCAAACGAACUGGUAUCUGGACGAGAAGACGCUGCACGAUAACAUUAAGAAGAUACUGAUCAAAUUCUGCCUCCCGACGCCGAUGGUGUUCAGUGAUGUGAACUACCUGACCAACUCGGCGCCACCCGCCGCGGCCGAAUGGAGCUCGCUGUUGCGCCCGUUGCGAGGCCGCGAACCGGAGGGUAUGUGGAAUCUGCUGUCGAUCGUGCGCGAAAUGUACCGGCGGUGCGAUCGGAAUGCGAUUCGGCUGCUGGAGAUCAUCACCGAGGAGGUGAUGGCCUGCGAUCAGAUACUGGUGUGGUGGUUCAACAUCAAACUGGCCCUCCUCGUUGGCUCCAACGGUCACGGGGGUGGCGGCGGAGGAGGAGGAGGCGGUGGUGGUGGUGGGGGCAAGCAUGGUAACACGCACAGCAACUCGAACGCGACCCAGCACGCCUGUGCGUCGCUGUGCGACGAGAUCGUGGUGCUGUGGCGGUUGGCCGCCCUCAACCCGGGCCUGGCGCCGGACGAGCGGGACAUGCUGCACGCACAGUUCACCAGCUGGCACCUGAAGAUCAUCGACCGGGUCACGAAGAACAUGGUGGCAUCGUCGUCGCACAGCAGCAAGCAGCAACAGAAUAUGCGCAACGACACGGAACUGUUUGCCGGGUUCAAGCCGGCCAUCGAGGCGUGCUACCUUGACUGGGAAGACUAUCCGAUCGAGGGGGUAACGCACACGCAGGACACCAACCCGAUGUACCACUGUCCGUUUACGUGCUUCAAGCAGAACAUUGAAUCGAAGUCCGAAACGGCCGGCCCGGGCCAGGUGAACGCUAGUCAGGCCGUGCUGCACAGCAACGUGAAGGCGUUCCAGCUGAUGCCCCAUCACCACCAUCACCAUCACCACAGUUUCCACGGUCACUAUCACCAUCAACAGCAGCAGCAGCAGCAGCAACAACAACAUCAACACGGUUUGCUGCGCGCAACGGGGGCCAGUAGCCAUCAAUAUUCGGUUGCGGCAAUCAACAGCUCCUCCUUGGUGGGGCGCAACGGGGCUGGUGCCUGUGCGGACGGUGGUACAAGCGUUGCUGGUAGCAACGACAACAGUCACCAUCACACAGCGGCUUACCAACCCUUGUCAGUAGCCGGAACGAGUAGUUUUAGCGAAAAGUCUACCAACUCGGCUGAGAUGAUUGGAGCACUGGCAAAGCUGGGCGUCUCGGUCUCGAAGCCAGCUGCUACUGGAGGUGACCGUGGAGGCGCGGCUUCGGGUGCCGGGAGCGGCGGAGAUCGUGACGUUUGCACCAAAAACCAACAUCGGCGUACUCACCGCGACCGAGCGUAUGGAUCGUUCAGCAAGAGCACCAACAGUAGCAGCGACAGUGUCCCGGAUCGUCUGGUACACCAGCAGCAGGUAGCAGCGGUCGGUGGAACCAGCGCUGGUGAACGAAGCGAAUCGAUGAGUACAGCUUCUGUUGCUUCCGCUGGUGGCACUGGUGCUUCGGAGAGUAAAACUGCCGACGCGACGGGUUGCGGCACCGGUAACCGAUCGAGCGUCAGCAGCGAAGGGUUCUGCGAGAACGAAGACGAUCUGCCGGGUCCGGUCGGCUUACCGACUGCUGAACUCAUCAAAAAGCCUCCCGACGGUGGUGCUGUCGAGGAGGCAGCGUCGACGGCAGCACCCGGAGAAGGCACUGGACCGCCACCGCCUCCUCCUACCAACUUGCUGCUGAGUGUGAGCAACUCGUCGACCAGCUCGGCAUCCUCUUCGUCGUCCAGCUCGGCGACCGGCGGCGAUGCGCUGAAGAAGAAAAAGUCCUCCGGUGGUGAGGUGGCGUCGUCCCGUUCGAGUGACUCGAGCAACGAAAACAGCAUCCUGAACGAUAUGAACAAUUACGAAAUUUCCGGCAACAUCAAGCUGUACGAGGUGCUCAACGUCGUCGAACCGGAACAGUCCGGGGAGGAGAUCGUGGAGCCGGUGGUAGCGGUCAGCAGCGGUAGUGCCGCCGGCGUUAAGCGUCGUAACAGUGCCAAACAACAGCCAGCGACAGCGUCGGGGUCGGGUCAGGAACCGCACGUCCCCGCUGACGGGCGGCCGAAGGAGGCGAUCGAAGGAGUAGCGUCUAGCAGUGCCGCCGGUGACAGCACGGUCGUGGAUAAGUCUGCCGCACCGGUUGGGCAACAUAAACCGGUCCGCCAGCAGCAGCAGCACCAUCAGCAGUCAUCAGCGGCCGGUGGACCGCAGGAACCGAAACAUCAUCAACAGCAGCAACAGCAGGUGUUUUCGAACCUCAAGCCCUCGGAAGACGCCUGGGAUAUACUGUUUGCCCGGGCGGAAGGAUUGCACGCCCACGGGCACGGUCGCGAAGCGUGCACGCUCGGUGUGCGGCUUGCCGAAGAGAUGCUCGCCAAUCCGCCGAAUCUGAUGAUUGACCUGCCACCACCGCCGAAGAAGAAGGGCAAGAAACACAACAUCAAUCCCAUCUCGCACCAGCUGAGCGUGCUGGCGUCGGCCACCCUGUCCAAGUGUGCCUUUCUCUGUACGGUGCUGGCGGAAAACUCCGAACACUACCACCUCGCGUUCCGGGUGUGCAUCUUUGGACUGGAGAUGUGCCGACCACCGGCCAGCACCAAGCCGCUCGAGGUGAAGCUCGCCAACCAGGAGUCGGACCUGCUGGCUCUGCUGAAGCGCAUCCCGCUUGGCAGUGCCGAGCUUCGGAAGAUUCGCGAGCGUGCCGAGCAGCUGCGCGACGGUACGCUGAAGUCACGCGGUGAAGCCCUGCUGCCGAUCAUGCUGGCGAGCUUCAUCUUCGAUGCGCUCGUGAUGCCAUCGGUGGUGGGGCGCGAAAACCGCAUGAAGGUGAUGAGCAGCCCGUACCGGUUGCCGACGGACGAGAACUGGGGCUUUGAGGCAGCGGUCGCUUCGCUCGGCUUGAAAGCAAACGUCUCGGAGGCCGAGCAUCCGCUGCUGUGCGAGGGAACCCGCCGGCAGCGCGGUGACCUCGCGCUAACGCUGCUCGCGUACUACAAGGACGAACCGCGCAAAAUCUGUCGCAUCAUGGAGAAGCUGCUGGACCGGGAGAUUCAUGUGCUCAUCAAGACACCCCUCCUGCCGUCGUACUACUCGAACAAUCCGCCAACGCGUAGCCAAACGUCACAGUUGUUGCGGCUCGAUGAGUACGAAGGUCACAACGGUAAUGGUCAGCUGCAGCAACAGCAACAACAGUUCUCAAAUCAUGGCAGUGCUGCGGGUGCUGGUGGUGGAAGCAGCAGUAGUGUCGGCAGCACGGAGCAACCCCUGGCCGGUGGCCAUCAUGUGCCGGGACAGCAAGACUUUGCACUGGUCAACAGCAGCCGCCCGCAAAGCAGCACGAGCGCUGAGGCGGCUGAACUCAAUAUCGGUGGACUCAGCAUAACCGGUGCCAGUGCCAGUGGCAGCGCUGGUGGUGGCGGCACAAGUGCUCCCGCUCUGACCGGAAACACGGCGGCCGCCUCCUACGGUGGUAUGAUUGGUCAAACAGGGAAAACCACUACCACUCCCUCGGCCGCCGCCGCCACCACCACCAGCACAACGACAACGACGACGGCUGGCGGAGGGAGUGUUGCGUCGUCUUCCGCGCCCACGACGUCCGCCGUAACGACGACCCGCUCGAAGGACUCGCGGUACAAGGGCAAACGGGCGUACCCGUCGAUCCCGAACCAACCGUCCGAGGCGAGCGCACACUUUAUGUUCGAGCUCGCCAAGAACGUUCUGACGAAGGCGGGCGGUACCUCGUCGACGUCGCUCUUCACGCAAGCGACCACCAACCAGAACCACCAGGGCCCACACCGGGGCCUGCACAUGUGCGCCUUCCAGCUGGGCCUAUACGCGCUCGGGCUGCACAACUGCGUCAGCUCGAACUGGCUGUCGCGCACGUACUCGUCGCACGUAUCCUGGAUCAUCGGCCAGGCGAUGGACAUCGGGGCACCCGCCAUCUCCUUCCUGAUCGACACCUGGGAGGGUCACCUGACGCCACCGGAGGCGGCCGGUAUGGCUGACCGGGCUUCGUCGCGUGGCUGGGACAGCAACAUGGUGAACCCGGCGGCCGAGCUGGCGCUGUCGGUGUUGCCGCACGCGGCCGCCCUCAAUCCGAACGAGAUCCAACGGGCGAUCCUGCAGUGCAAGGAGCAGAGCGAUCGGAUGCUCGAGCGUGCCUGCCUCACGGUGGAGAACGCCGCCAAGGGUGGGGGCGUGUACCCGGAGGUGCUGUUUCAGGUGUCCCGUUACUGGUACGAGCUGUUCCUGCGGAACACGCCGGGCGGUGAGCUGGAAGCGGCCUCGGAGGAGCAACACCACGAGCAGUUCGGUCACGGUCACUUUAUGUCGCUCAUGGACGUGACCGAACUGGCCGGUGGAGGGGGUGCAGGAGGGAGCGGUGCAGGUGUGCUGUCGGGAGGAGCUGGUCUCCAGCCGCAACCACAGCAGCAGCAGCAGGGGCCGGUGGUGGUGAACGCUACGCCUUCGCAACCAUUUCAACCGGUGACCACCCUCGCCCCGAUCGCCCUGUCCCCGUACGGGUACAGUUUUCCCUGCCAGAGCGCCAUCUACCACCAGAAUCUGCCCUAUCCGCACCCGGCCGCUGCUGCCGCCGCUGCAGCCGCAGCCGCAGCAGCCGCUGCCAACCAGAUGCAAAUGUACAUCACGACACCACCCCAGUUUCAGUACCCGCCACCACCACCGCCGGCACACGCUGGUGGCCCGACGGUGUCCGCGCCGGGGCAGCAACAGCAGGGGCAGCAACAACAGCAGCAACCACCCCCACCACUAGUCGGCGGCUAUCAGCAGCCUCCGCUCGGUGCCGCCGCUUACCAGUCGAUGCAGGGUGCGCUGGGGGCACCACCGCAGGGUUACGGCACCCCCCAACAGUACCCGGGUCCACCGGCAAACGCUGCCCAAGCCAAGAUGCAGCCCAAUCUGCAGCAGUUCUACGGUGCAGCCGCACCAGGGGGAGGCGGUGGUCCGCCGGUCCCAUCGCAGCUGGCUCAACAACUACCGACCGUGGCAGCGCCACAGCAGCAGCAGCAGCAGCAGCAGCAGCAGCAGCAGCAGCAGCAGCAGAUGGGUCCACCACCGGGAGGCGCACAGCAGCAACCGCCGUCGGGCGUCAUGGGAGGACCGAACAGCGGUUUGCGGCCUCAGCCCGGUUCCGGCUCGCCGUAUGCGCCGUACAGCGGCGGCACCGGCCCGCAGCAGCAGCAACAGCAACAGCACCUGUUGCCCGCCAUCGGAAACGCUGGAUCGGCGUCUGGUGGCGGCGGCAGUGGUGGCCCAAGCAGGCCUCGCCAUCCGCCCCAGUUCACGCCCACGCAGCUGCGCUAUCUGCUGGCGGCCUACAACGCCGGCAUGCUGGCGCUAGAGACGCUCGCCCGGCGUGUGCACGAUGACCGGCCGCAGGCCAAGUAUGCCCGCAACCCGCCGUACGGCGAGGACGUCAAGUGGUUGCUUGGGAUCUCGAAGAAUCUCGGCACGCAGUAUCUGCACCAGUUCUGCAUCUGCGUCGUCAACUCGAUCGUCAGCCCGUUCGUGCUGCACGAGGUUGCGCUCGAAUCGGCCCGCUAUCUGGCCCGCAACAAUCCCGCGCUCGUGAUGCACCAUCUGCGGGCCGCGCUUACACCCCUGAUGAACAAGUGCCAGAGCAUGUAUUUCCAAUGCAUUCACCAGAAGCUAUAUCAUUUAACGGUGCCGGAUUACGAGGACUUUACCAGCACGAUCCUGUCGGCGCGCAACGCGUUCACGAUCACACCCGAAGGCACGGCACAAUUCAAAGACUGGUUGCAGUCGAUCAAACGCUCAAAAUCGUGUAAGAAAGAAUUGUGGACGCAAAUCAAUGCUGCCCUGAACUCAAAAUGACACAGACUGGACUCGAUCGGUGCGGAG